This is a messenger RNA of Torulaspora globosa, 531 nucleotides long. RefSeq lists its product as uncharacterized. The record is from RefSeq and is a predicted model, not a curated record. Gene Ontology annotation, molecular function: pre-mRNA 3'-splice site binding; metal ion binding. Gene Ontology annotation, cellular component: U2AF complex; spliceosomal complex. The coding region runs from base 1 to 531 and encodes 176 amino acids. Lineage: Eukaryota; Fungi; Ascomycota; Saccharomycetes; Saccharomycetales; Saccharomycetaceae. Gene Ontology annotation, biological process: mRNA splicing, via spliceosome. The transcript is spliced from 2 exons.
AUGUCAAACAGAUACGAUAGCAGGGAGAGCUGCAAUUUUUACUACAAAAUUGGUGCUUGUAGACAUGGUGACAAAUGCUCCAAGAGGCAUGUUCGGCCUUCCAGGUCUCACACGAUAGUGAUGUACAAUAUGCUGUACUUCCCUGCCGGCGGACUCGACAACUCACGGUUCGACGAGCUUUACGAGGACGUGUACAUCGAGGCAUGUCGGUUCGGUCCCGUACGGUCCAUGGUCAUCUGCGAGAACGGCAACGACCAUCUCAAGGGGAACGUCUACAUCCAUUUCGAGAGCGAGGAAGAUGCCCUGAGGGCAAGGGACAGUUUCAACACGCGCUGGUUUGACGAACGGCCCAUCUACUGCGACCUGACCCACAUUUCCGACUUCAGAGACGCCAUUUGUCGGAAGCACGACACAAGAGCGUGCGAAAGAGGCGACGAGUGCAACUUCAUGCACGUCAGGAGGCCUUCCACUAAGCUGAGAAUCGACCUGGAGAAGUCCCAGGCCAAGAAAUGGCACACCAGAACGCCUUGA